This is a messenger RNA of Hibiscus syriacus, 1170 nucleotides long. RefSeq names its product homeobox-leucine zipper protein HAT7-like. Gene Ontology annotation, biological process: positive regulation of DNA-templated transcription. NCBI's taxonomy places the organism in Eukaryota, Viridiplantae, Streptophyta, Magnoliopsida, Malvales, Malvaceae. The record is from RefSeq and is a predicted model, not a curated record. Gene Ontology annotation, cellular component: nucleus. The transcript is spliced from 3 exons. Gene Ontology annotation, molecular function: DNA-binding transcription factor activity, RNA polymerase II-specific; sequence-specific DNA binding. The coding region runs from base 180 to 995 and encodes 271 amino acids.
UUACUGAGUGCAUGUUUCUCUCUCUCACUGUCAACCGAAAAUCGCUGUCAUUCAGUCUCUGAACCCCAUCAACAUGUCUUCUUCCUCAAUCCACACCAUAUAGUCAUUUGAGAGCUCAGUCCUUAUAAUCAUCCAUUCUCCCCCCAAGUUCAUGAAUCAUUUAAUCUUCAUCCUUUGACAUGGCUUUUCCCCCUCAUGCUUUCGUGUUCCAACCCCAUGGAGAUCGCCACAAUGAUCAUCUCCCUUCCCCUACUUCCCUCAAUUUCCUCCCUUCUUGCCCUCCUCAGCUCUUCCAUGGUGGCGGUGGCGGUGCACCGUUUAUGAUAAAGAGAUCGGUGUCAUUCUCGGGUGUGGACAAGUCGGAGGAAGGAGAUGAUGAAUUGUCUGAUGAUGGAUCACAUAUGGGGGAGAAGAAGAAGAGGCUGAAUCUGGAACAAGUGAAGGCACUGGAGAAGAGUUUCGAGUUGGGCAACAAGCUUGAACCCGAGAGGAAAGUGCAGCUGGCCAAGGCCUUGGGGCUGCAACCGAGACAGAUUGCCAUUUGGUUCCAAAACAGGAGGGCUAGGUGGAAAACCAAGCAACUGGAGAAAGAUUAUGGUGCCUUGAAGAAACAGUUUGAAGCUCUCAAGGCUGAAAAUGAUGCCCUUCAAGCUCUAAACAAGAAACUUAAUGCUGAGUUGUUGGCUUUGAGAACCAAAGAUUCGAAUGAAAUCAUGAGCAUCAAGAAAGAAAACGAGGGUUCAUGGAGCCAUACUGGAAGCGAUAACAAUUGUGACGUCAACUUGGGUAUCUCGAGAAUGCCAUUGAUGAGCAGUAAGCAGAUUUUCCCAAGGCCAACAAGCAUGAAUCAGCUUCUCCAAGGCUCAUCAAGACCAGACCUUCAAUGCCUAAAACUCGACCAAGUGGUUCAAGAGGAAAGCUUCUGCAAUAUGUUCAAUGGAGCCGAUGACCAGCAAGGGUUUUGGCCAUGGUCCGAGCACCAAAAUUUCCAUUGAAAUCUAAACACCAAAUUCUCCAACAAAACAUCUCAUGAAUUUCCAUCAUCUUUUGGAUUAGCAAGUUGAUUAAAGACGAAGAAAAGCUAGAUAUUUUUUUUGUUACCAUGUCGACUUCAAACUCUUGUUUUGGCUGUAGAUUUGGUGUAUAGAAUUGGAAAUAUUUGCUUCCACA